Lactuca saligna is the source of this 411-nucleotide messenger RNA. The record is from the annotation of a GenBank genome assembly. Lineage: Eukaryota; Viridiplantae; Streptophyta; Magnoliopsida; Asterales; Asteraceae.
AUGGUACAUGAUGCAUCAAGAGUUGAACAUGAGGAACUGUUGAAAUAUGCAAAGCAUCAUCUCUCUGAUUUUCCAGUUGGCACUCAGGUUGAGGAGCCAAAAUCAGCAGAACUAGUUUUGUUCUUGCAUUUGAACUUCAUGGUGGAUGGCUUAAGGAGACUUCCUGGUGGUUGGCUUAAGGAGACUUUCCCGAUAAGAUUCUUCACCCUGUUCAUAACUAUGCUAUUAUUUCAUAUGACCCUUCUGCCCUUGGAGCCACUGGUUCUUGUAUACAUUGCUGAGAGCUCACUUCAAAACAUGAGAGGUAGCUUAGGAUUUGUUAACCAGGUCCCUACUUCCUUCACCUUCGGUUCCUCAAGAUGUACAAGCCAUAUCCAAGCUUGCAGAUGUGAUUUCCAUUUCUGCCCUUGA